Molecule: messenger RNA, 863 nt
Organism: Dermacentor silvarum
Lineage: Eukaryota; Metazoa; Arthropoda; Arachnida; Ixodida; Ixodidae
Product: gamma-interferon-inducible lysosomal thiol reductase
Exons: 1
Coding region: 134-814 (226 amino acids)
Molecular function (GO): oxidoreductase activity, acting on a sulfur group of donors, disulfide as acceptor
Source: RefSeq, a predicted model, not a curated record
CACGUGAGCACUGAUAGCGGGAGGCCACUUCUCUUAAGUAGCCAAACGUCUCUCAGACCAGCAAUGCCCGAGCUCCAUCUGGCAGUUUCACCCAGUUCAGCAGCAGCAUCUUGGGUUUGUCGAAAGCUCAGACAUGAAGUACUCGAGUGUCGUCAUCGUAGCGUCGGCAGUGUUGACGGUCUGUGCAGUGUCUCCGCCACAGCUUUUGGGAGGACCAGCGCAUGCCGCAUCUCCGAUCAACGUCACUCUUUUCUACGAAGGCCUCUGUCCCGGCUGCCACCGCUUCGUCCUGCAGCAGCUUUGGCCCACUUACGGCAAGCUGGAAGACUACAUCGCCCUGGACCUGAUUCCUUUCGGCAACGCCCACAUGAAGGUUGACAACGGCACGGUUACUUUCACUUGCCAGCACGGUUUCAGAGAAUGCUAUGUGAACGCAGUGCAGACUUGUGCCGUAGAGUACGUGUACCCGACCAGAAAGCUGCUGGAUUUCAUCGCCUGCAUGUUCCUUCGAGACGAUCCCGCGCAGGCAGGUGAGCCUUGCGCGCAGAAAGUGGACACGGACUGGCCCGUCCUGGACACUUGCAGCCGAGGACCGGAGGGCACUGAGCUACUGUACGAGAUGGGCAAUCGAACGCGCGGGCACCAGCCGACCAUCGACUAUGUUCCCUGGGUUGAGAUCAAUGGCGUGCACAACGAAACGAUUGCCAAAAGAGCAAGUGAGGAUCUGUUCGGCUUGCUGUGCGAGCUUCUAGAGCCCCAGAAACCACACGUGUGCCAGAAUGCUGGAAGCGUGAACGAGUACUGUUUCUCCUAAAGCUUCUUUUGUAAACAAACCGCUAUAAACCUUGCUUCCUUGUUUCACA